Molecule: messenger RNA, 4909 nt
Organism: Dicentrarchus labrax (European seabass)
Lineage: Eukaryota; Metazoa; Chordata; Actinopteri; Moronidae
Gene: atp1a3a
Product: ATPase Na+/K+ transporting subunit alpha 3a
Exons: 24
Coding region: 286-3354 (1022 amino acids)
Biological process (GO): proton transmembrane transport; potassium ion import across plasma membrane; intracellular sodium ion homeostasis
Cellular component (GO): membrane
Molecular function (GO): ATP hydrolysis activity; ATP binding; P-type sodium:potassium-exchanging transporter activity
Source: RefSeq, a predicted model, not a curated record
CUUUCCACCGGCAUCACUUGGGAGAAGGUUGGUGAAGUAUCACCAACGGCUGCGUAUCAUUUUUACAUUUUAUGUCGUAAAAAAAAAUAAUCCCUUUUGAUUUUCAUCUGAACGGGGUGCAGCUUUUACCGAGGUGUUUGAUGAAACUGUACCUUGUCAGACGAGAAAGUGUUUCCUGCCCCGUCUCUCUCUCUCCCCCGCCCCCUGCCUCAAAGCCAGCUAUUGUGAUUGAAUCAAACCUAAAAGCGAUUCAUCCUCUGAGGAGACCCGACUGACUGCGCCAAAAUGGGGUAUGGACGGUCGGACAGCUACCGCGUGGCCACCACGCAGGACAAGGAUGAGAAGGAGUCACCCAAAAAGAAGGGAGGCAAGGAUCUGGACGACCUCAAGAAGGAAGUUCCCAUAACAGAACACAAAAUGUCUGUUGAGGAGGUUUGCCGGAAAUACAACACUGAUAUUGUCCAGGGUUUGACCAAUGCCAAGGCAGCAGAGUACCUGGCCAGGGACGGCCCCAACGCACUGACUCCACCCCCCACCACCCCAGAGUGGGUCAAGUUCUGUCGCCAGCUGUUUGGUGGCUUCUCCAUCCUGCUGUGGAUCGGUGCCAUCCUCUGCUUUCUUGCCUAUGCCAUCCAGGCUGCCACAGAGGACGAGCCCGCUGGGGAUAACUUGUAUCUGGGGAUCGUGCUGUCAGCUGUCGUCAUCAUCACUGGCUGCUUCUCAUACUUCCAGGAAGCAAAGAGCUCCAAGAUCAUGGAAUCCUUUAAGAACAUGGUUCCUCAGCAAGCCCUGGUGAUCCGUGAGGGAGAGAAGAUGCAGAUCAAUGCUGAGCAGGUGGUGGCAGGAGACCUGGUGGAGGUGAAAGGAGGAGACAGGAUCCCCGCUGACCUCCGCAUUAUUUCCUCCCACGGCUGCAAGGUGGACAACUCAUCCCUGACUGGUGAAUCAGAGCCCCAGACCAGGUCACCAGACUGUACCCAUGACAACCCCCUGGAAACCCGCAACAUUGCCUUCUUCUCCACUAACUGUGUGGAGGGAACAGCACGUGGCAUCGUUGUAUGUACUGGUGAUCGUACAGUGAUGGGCCGCAUCGCCACUCUUACCUCAGGUCUGGAGACUGGCAAGACGCCUAUUGCUAAGGAGAUCGAGCACUUCAUCCACAUCAUUACAGGCGUGGCUGUCUUUCUCGGCGUGAGCUUCUUCGUCCUGUCAAUCAUCCUGGGUUAUACCUGGCUGGAGGCCGUCAUCUUCCUCAUCGGUAUCAUUGUCGCCAAUGUGCCAGAGGGACUGCUGGCCACAGUCACUGUGUGUCUCACACUGACUGCUAAGCGAAUGGCUCGUAAGAACUGCCUGGUAAAGAACUUGGAGGCUGUGGAAACGCUGGGCUCCACCUCCACCAUCUGCUCCGACAAGACUGGCACCCUGACCCAGAACAGGAUGACCGUGGCCCACAUGUGGUUCGACAACCAGAUCCACGAGGCUGACACCACCGAGGACCAGUCUGGCUCCUCCUUUGACAAAAGCUCCGCAACAUGGGUGUCAUUGGCCCGCGUCGCUGCUCUGUGCAACCGUGCUGUGUUCAAGGCUGGCCAGGAAUCUUUGCCUAUCCUUAAGCGUGAUGUGGCUGGCGACGCCUCUGAGUCAGCCCUGCUGAAGUGUAUUGAGCUGUCCUGUGGCUCCGUCAAGGCCAUGAGGGACAAGAACAAGAAGGUGGCCGAGAUCCCCUUCAACUCCACCAACAAGUACCAGCUCUCAAUUCACGAAGGUGAAGAUGAAAGUGACAACCGCUACCUGUUGGUGAUGAAGGGAGCCCCAGAGAGGAUCCUCGACCGCUGCACCAGCAUCAUGUUGCAGGGCAAGGAGCAGCCCAUGGAUGAUGAGUUGAAAGAGGCUUUCCAGAAUGCCUAUCUGGAACUGGGAGGCCUCGGAGAGAGAGUACUGGGUUUCUGCCAUCUGUUCCUGCCAGAGGACAAGUAUCCCAAAGGUUUUGCCUUCGACACAGAUGACGUCAACUUCCAGACAGACAACCUUUGCUUUGUAGGCCUCAUGUCCAUGAUUGACCCUCCCCGUGCUGCCGUGCCUGACGCCGUGGGCAAGUGCCGCUCUGCUGGCAUCAAGGUUAUUAUGGUUACCGGUGACCACCCGAUCACAGCCAAGGCCAUUGCUAAGGGUGUGGGCAUCAUCUCUGAGGGCAACGAGACAGUGGAAGACAUUGCUGCACGCCUCAACAUCCCUGUCAGCCAGGUCAACCCCAGGGAUGCCAAGGCCUGUGUGAUCCAUGGUACAGAUCUGAAAGACCUCGAUCAGGAUCAGAUGGACGAUAUUUUGAGGAACCACACAGAGAUUGUCUUCGCCAGAACUUCCCCACAGCAGAAACUUAUCAUUGUAGAAGGCUGCCAGAGACAGGGUGCCAUCGUGGCUGUGACAGGUGACGGUGUGAACGACUCUCCUGCCCUGAAGAAGGCUGACAUCGGUGUUGCCAUGGGAAUCUCUGGCUCAGACGUGUCCAAACAAGCUGCAGACAUGAUCCUGCUGGACGACAACUUUGCCUCCAUCGUCACUGGUGUAGAGGAAGGACGUCUGAUCUUUGACAACUUAAAGAAGUCCAUUGCAUACACUCUGACCAGCAACAUCCCAGAGAUCACCCCCUUCCUGUUCUUCAUCUUGGUCAACAUCCCACUGCCUCUGGGCACCAUCACCAUCCUCUGCAUCGACCUGGGAACUGACAUGGUACCAGCCAUCUCUCUCGCCUAUGAAGCAGCAGAGAGUGACAUCAUGAAGCGCCAGCCCAGAAACCCACUGAGGGACAAACUGGUCAAUGAGAGACUCAUCAGCAUCGCCUAUGGACAGAUUGGUAUGAUCCAAGCUCUUGGCGGGUUCUUUGCCUAUUUUGUCAUCAUGGCUGAAAAUGGUUUUCUGCCAUCUGAGCUUGUUGGCAUCCGACUCAACUGGGACGAUCGCUCCACCAAUGACCUGGAGGACAGCUACGGGCAGCAAUGGACCUACGAGCAGCGUAAGAUUGUGGAGUUCACUUGCCACACAGCCUUCUUCGUCAGUAUUGUGGUGGUGCAGUGGGCAGAUGUCAUCAUCUGCAAGACCAGACGUAACUCUGUGUUCCAGCAGGGCAUGAAGAAUAAGAUUUUGAUCUUUGGCCUGUUUGAGGAAACAGCUCUGGCUGCUUUCCUGUCCUACUGCCCAGGAAUGGAUGUGGCACUACGGAUGUACCCACUCAAGCCCAGUUGGUGGUUCUGUGCAUUCCCGUACAGUUUCCUCAUCUUUGUUUACGAUGAGAUCCGAAAACUCAUCCUUCGCCGAAACCCCGGAGGCUGGGUGGAAAAAGAGACCUACUACUAAAUUAUCAGAGCAUCAUUUACUUCGCACCCCGCCUUCCCCUGAACUCAUUCCUCCUUCUCUAUCUCCCCCCUCUGUCUUCCUUCCCUUCAUCCAUCCCUCCACUCCUGUCACCAUAUCCAAACUGUACAAGAAAACUAUGUUUACUUCUCCUCCGUCCUCCUCCUCCUCCUCUCCACCCUCCCAUCCUCAUAUCCUAAAGAAACAAAAAAAAACAAUCAAACGCCAAGUACAGAGGAGGAGAGGAUGGGGUGGUUUUGUAAAUCUCCCCCUCUCCUCUCUGUCCCUCUGUCCCCUUUUUUUCUAUACAGCACUAGUCUGCCAGUAACACUGUUGUGCCGAAGCUCACUACUGCACUGUCAGCUGCAGCCACUCUUCGUGUGUACUCGAACUACACAGCUGCGUGGACGACAAUAAAGAACAGAAUUACAAGAAUUAAAGACAAAAACCUGACUGUUCCACUGCGAUCACUCUUGCCAAGCAGAACGACAACAUGGCAGCUCCCGUCUAGACUCCCAACUGGCGAUUUGAGCACGUGGGUGGCGUCAGUUUUUUUUGUUUUGUUUGUUGUUGUUUUGUUUUUCCUGUCAGAGAACAGCCACCCAGAUCCAGCUCUCUAAUCACUGCCAUUUCCUACCAUUCGCCUACUACGACUUUACUUCUUCCCUCCUUUUCUCUCUUUCUCUUUCUACUUAUUCACUGCCAAUCUUCUACUGCCGUUCUCUGUCCCUCCCCGUCCUCCUCCUCUUCCUCCUCCUCCUUUUCGUCCUCCCCAUCAAUAAAGAAUCAAUCUCACCAUAAAACGUAAGCACUCACUCACACACCCCUCAAAAGAGUGGGAAAAAAUGGUUCCCUUUCUACUCCUUCCCUCCCUCCCUCCUCCCCCCCCUUCCUCCCUCCCCAUGUGUUAUUUUCUGCUUGUGUUGUUGUUGUUUUCUACUAGACGACUGUCUGUUUUUUUAAAACAAAAUUGUUCGUAAAGUUUUACGUUUUCUGUUGUUUUUUUUUAAAGUUUGGAGUGGGUCUGAGAGCUGCUUGUUUUCAUUCGGACAUGACAAAGCACACCGUCUCUUCCUCCUCUUCCUCUCCUCUUCUUCCUCUCCUCCUCUCCUCUCUCACACUCCUCCUUUACCCCAAACCUCCUGACUGCCUCCCACCCCCUCGUCCUCACACUGCCUGUCUAUCUGUCCCUGUUUGUCUGUCUGUUUGUGAACACCGUGCAAAAACCCUCCGUCCUUGUAAACCUCCAACCACUUUCACUACCUGCCUCCUCUUAUUCGCCCGGCCCACAACCUCCCCCCUCAACCCCACCCAACCUCACCCCUGUUAAAAAAAAAUACAAUCUUUCUGUGUCCUCGGAAAAAGAGAUUUCUCUCCAAUUUCAUUAUUUAAAUCAGUGGAAAUACCUAAUAAGGCACUGUACCUUAACAUGCAAAACAGCAGCAGAAAAAGAAAAUGAAAUAAAAGUAGAAGGAUCUCUUUUUUCAGCUUGGUCUCGAGUUUGUUUUUGUGUGGAGUUUUGUCAGAAAAUGGAAAUAAAUGCUGUGACCAACUCUUA